AUGAAGAGCGAACAAAAUGAAAAAAUAAUGGACUACUUGUCGUGCACCCUAGACGAUGUAGUUGAUAGGGAGAAAAAAAGCGGAAAAAAUAGUCUUUUAAAUUUAAAGAAUUCCAAAAAAUAUGAUUAUAAAUCCAAGUUUUUUAGUAAAAAAGACCUAACACAAAGUAGCUCAGGUUAUCGAGGCAGAGGAGGAGGGGGUGGAAGGUCAAAAUUUACGAGCAGUAGAAGACCAGGAAGUUUUAAGAAGCCCUUCUUUAGCAAAAGAUUAAUUGAUAAAAAAUAUAAUAGUUACAAAAGUAGAAAAUUUUACUCAGGGCCAAGCAGAGAUUAUUUUAAAGGUAGACCAAGUACUUAUAAUUCCCAUUACGCAUAUGACAGUCAUAAUAUUCCCUAUAAUAAUAAAAAUUUCGUCAAUAGGAAAAAUAUAAUUAGUAGUGUUAAAUCUUCUGGAACUACAUACAUGGGUGUUACUAGCAGUGCAAAUAGCUAUAAAACUGUACAAGUUCCAAGACACAAAUUAAGCAACUUAAAUAUAUCCCUUUAUCGUAAUAAGAGAACCGUUGCUGUGAGCAGUAAUCGACCUACCACCAAUCUCUCGGUAAGAAGAAAUAACGUCAGCACGGUUAACAAAAGUAAAGUGGUUAAAAAGGGAAUACAAAAGACUACCAUCAAAGCGAAGACCAGAAAAACUAUCAACGGAUCUAAGUUUAAACCGUUAAAUAAAUACUUUUUGUCAAAAAUUAAAAUUGUUACGUCGUUAAAUAAAAUACCAUCCCCGCUGAAGGAACAGAAGGACACGGAGGUUAAUCUCCCGGAGUCUUUGAAUAAUCCCAGUGCGAGAAAGGAUUAA
Molecule: messenger RNA, 852 nt
Organism: Plasmodium cynomolgi strain B
Lineage: Eukaryota; Apicomplexa; Aconoidasida; Haemosporida; Plasmodiidae
Exons: 2
Coding region: 1-852 (283 amino acids)
Source: RefSeq, a predicted model, not a curated record